Opisthocomus hoazin is the source of this 1527-nucleotide messenger RNA. The record is from RefSeq and is a predicted model, not a curated record. Lineage: Eukaryota; Metazoa; Chordata; Aves; Opisthocomiformes; Opisthocomidae.
AUGCCGGGGCGUUAUCCCGACGGCGCCGGUCGGUUGAUUUUCCAGGGGGUUUAUUCCUCCUGGGAGCUGCUGGGUGCAGAGUUUGGCCCCGCAGCUGUCGCCCCGGCUCUGGCAAGCCUGAAAAAAAAGGGGCUUUUCCUGCAAAAGUUCGGCACGGACUGGGACAUCUACCUGACCAAAGCGGAUGGCACCUACAUCACGGUGUUUGUCGGAAAGAACAAGCCGCAGAAAGAUCCACUGCGCUGCUUCCGCUGGCAGGGCUUCAAGCUGGAAGAAUAUCUCAUCGGCCAACCCAUCGGGAAGGGCUGCAGCGCGGCUGUGGGCGUGCGGAGAGCAGCCGCCUCGCAGGGCAGGGCCCAGCCGUGCCGCCGCGGGACCGUGGCUCGGCGUCAGAAACGCCGACCGAAAGAGGCUUUUCCGUUAGCUAUCAAAAUGAUGUGGAACAUUUCGGCUGGUUCGUCAAGCGAAGCCAUCCUCGACGCUAUGGGCCGAGAGCUUGUUCCAGCCACGGGGGUCGCCUUAGCCGGAGAAUACGGAGCCGUCUCUGGCCGCAGAAAACCUGUGCUUGGCAGGAAGAAGUUGCAGCCUCAUCCGAAUAUAAUCCAGGUGAUCCGAGCGUUCACAUCGUCUGUCCCUUUGCUGCCCGGAGCCUUCACAGACUAUCCCGAUGUUCUUCCGCUAAGCCUGAAUCCCAGCGGGAUCGGUCACAGCCGCACGCUCUUCUUGGUGAUGAAGAAUUACCCGUGCACCCUGCGCCAGUAUCUGAGGGAGAGCUGUCCGGACGUUCAUCUUGCCACGAUGAUGAUUUUGCAGCUCCUGGAAGGCGUGGACCAUCUCGUUCGACACGGAGUAGCACACAGAGACCUGAAGUCUGACAACAUCCUGGUUGAAUUUGAUUCCGCUGGCUGCCCCUGGCUGGUGAUCACGGACUUUGGCUGCUGUUUGGCGGAUGAAAACAUCGGCCUGAGACUGCCUUUCACCAGCUCGUACGUGGAUCGGGGCGGCAACGGCUGUCUCAUGGCACCCGAGGUCAUCACAGCGUCCCCUGGUCCGGGCGCGGUGAUCAACUACAGUAAAGCCGACGCUUGGGCUGUCGGAGCGAUCGCUUACGAAAUCCUCGGCCUGGCCAAUCCUUUCUACGGCCCCGGGGACUCGGCUCUGCAAAGCAGAAGCUACCGUGAAGACCAGCUGCCGAGCCUGCCCGAGCACGUGCCCCUUGCGGUGAAGGAAGUGAUAAAGCUGCUGCUUCAGAGGGAUCCCAACAAGAGAUUGUCGGCGAGAGUUGCUGCUAACGUGCUUCACCUCAGCCUCUGGGGUGAGAGCGUUCUAGCGUCCGAGACCCUGAAACCCGACCAGAUGAUCGCCUGGCUCCUCUGCCAGUCUGCGGCCGCGUUGCUCACGGACGGACUGGUGGAUAAAAGCCGGGUGGAAACCAAACUGAAGAUGUGCUUUUUGGCAAACCUGGAGUACGAAGACCUCUGGGCAGCGGUAUUCCUGUUGCUGGCCUGGAGAAGCCGUUCUGGGUGA